GCCUUCUCCGGUCUGACUGGCGGUUCGGUUUGUCUCAGCCAAACCGCCCUGACGGUUCGGUUCCAACAUCUCAAACCGCGGUUACACUAUUAGUCUGCAAACGCAAACCGGUUGGUCUGUCCUCUCAAGGCUGACGCGUACAUUCCACCCUGUAACCAUUUUUAUAGGGUUAAAAGCUCUCCCCUGCUGUAACGUCUUUUUUUAGGAAGCGAAAAUAUGCCCCAGCUCCUUACAGUUGAGCGUCUAAUCUUCUUACAUGGCUCGUAAAUGGCUAUUUCAGGUGCAACACACGUAACACGCGCGACACUGACGCGUAUCCCAGCGCGACUAGCUAUGGAAAAAGCAACCAAGUCGCUUGUGGAAGGCAUAUCGCUUUCGUUUCGAGAAGCAAAUAAGACCAGAGGUAGUCGUUUUUCGCCUGGAAAUUUAUGCUUCAUCAUGUCACGCAAUGUCCUUAAUAGCGGGAGUGGCAGAGUCUAAUAGCACUGGUAGUAGUUCAGGCUUCCUAGAUGAUCCAGACCUACCGGCAGGCACUCCUUUUUCGGCAACAUCGGCCGAUGCGGCUCUAAGCGCUCUGCGACAAAAGACUUCCCCAAUCUGGUUGCAUUGUCGGUUAGCAGAGGGCAAGACUGUUCCCGGGGCAUGGAUUGAUUCAGACGGCACGCGAUGGUGGCAUUGCCAGCCUUGCUAUAAGAAGAAAAAAGCUAAGCGUUACAAAUACUCGGGCGGAUCGUCCACCAUCAUCAACCACUUGCGCAAGGAGCAUAGCAUCAUGAUCUGCGGCAAGCAUGAGGCCAGCAGGGAGGUAACAAAAGGAAGGCUUGGAAAUAUUGCUUCUUUCCUUGCUGGGGAAGCCUUUCACCCGACUAAGAAACGAAAGGCGACGACGGAGGAAGAUGAAUUAGACCCAGACGCCCUGCGCGAGCUCUACUGCCGCUACACAGUAGCGUGCAGCCUCCCGUUCGCUCACGUUGAGCAGCCAGCAUUCCGCGACCUGAUACGUUACAUACGGCCAGCCGCGGACGAUCUUCUACCGAAGUCUGCAGGCACGAUCAAAAUUGACCUGAAGCAGGGCUAUGAUUGCAAACGAGAGUUUGUCAAGCGCGCGCUGCAAAACUCGCUCUCGUCAAUCUAUAUUGUGCCGGACAAUUGGACUUCGCCGAAUGGCUUAGGCGCGAUAGGCUUCAUGGUUCAGUUUGUGACUGAAGACUAUGGCCUUCAAUCGCUUGUGGUGGGAAUAAAAGAGCUAGAGGGCCAGCACAGCGGCGAGAAUAUGGCGGAGGCUAUCAUGGAAUUCAUACGAGAAUACGGAAUCGCUUCCAAGGUCGGAUACUUCGUGAUGGACAACGCUAGCAAUAUGAACACCAUGAUCCAGACUUGCGUAUAUCGAUAUCCACCAAAAUUUCGAGCCUUAUAUCGAUAUCCACAUAAGCCCAACAUCUUAUUUGGAUAUCGAUAUAUCCAGUUUGAUAUCCAUAUAGCCACAUAGCCACUUUAGCAAGGUUGAUAUCCAUUUAAGCCACAUCUAUUUAUAGAUUCAAUGUCAAUGUGGCGGUGAUCUAGUCUAGCAAGUCUUCAACCUCCGUAUCCAUGCCGAAUUCUACAGCUACGCUCGAAAUUACGCCCCUACCACCGCGCAACUUGGGAACAAUGAUACCUUCCCGUAUCCAGUUACCCACACACUCCACCUUCGCCAGAUUCUCGCACGUCAUGCGCUCUCUAUCCCAAGAUAGCGUGCGGCGCGCGGAUGAGAAAUGAGACUCUGCGUCAGAUGAUUCAGGAGGAAUGGAGAGGAUAUCUAUUGCCAUACGAGAAAGCCGCGGGUAUGCUUUCCUUUGGUCUGAAUGUAGCCACUACUCGAGCGGAGAUCCGGUAAUCCGGGUAGAAGGAGCACAACUAAAUGUUUCGAAGUCAUCAGCAUCGCCUACUAUCGGGCUAGUCACCGCUAUAUCACUUAAGAGCUCAUCCAGCUCGUUACGCUGUCUGCUAGCAGAAGAAGGCGCAUCUGUAGGAACCUGCAAAUCAGGGCUCGCCGUAGACUUGUAUUCUUCUAACUAAAUUUCGCGAGCGGUAUCAACAGCAGGAGCUUGCCAGGGCUCUUUCCAAUUCCGUUCAAUGUAUUUUCGUCGCUUCGAAGGAUCAAGCAGGAGCGCCGCUGCAUACACUGGCGUCUGGUCUGACAAAGCGUAGUAUUUGUUAAGCACAAACCAG
Molecule: messenger RNA, 2211 nt
Organism: [Torrubiella] hemipterigena
Lineage: Eukaryota; Fungi; Ascomycota; Sordariomycetes; Hypocreales; Clavicipitaceae
Source: the annotation of a GenBank genome assembly